AUACCACAAUGUAAAUUUUGGUUUUGUUUUAUUCAGUUUAAUUCAAAAUAUCAUUAUAUUAACAACAAUAAUUUCUGUUGAUACAAAUAAAACGCAAGUAAAAUUGAAAAUAUCGAUAGUAUAAAGAAACAAACAACUCAUGAUAACCUCUAACUGGUAAUGGAAUAAGUAUUUUAAUUUCUAAAUUUAUUGUAACGUGCUAUCGUCUAUAACAUUGAACUCUGAAAAAUGGAAGCCAUCAAUUUCACAGCCAAAACCAAAAAAUUGGAGCUGGUUAACUUGCCUGUACCGAAAGUGACGAAGCCUGAUCAGGUUCUUAUCAAAGUAGCCUACGCCGGAAUUUGUGGAACCGAUCUACAUAUUAUACAGGGAGAAUUUCCAUGUAACGAAAAUGAAACGUUCACUUUGGGCCAUGAAUUUUCUGGCACAGUAGUCGAUGUUGGUUCAGAUGUAAAAAUAUUCAAAAAAGGAGAUAGGGUCUCAGUUGAUCCCAACAGUGGUUGUAAUAGCUGCGAGUUUUGUCACUCUGGCAAACCCCAUUUUUGCCCUAUUGGAGGCAUUUCAAAUACCAUUGGAAUCUACAGAAAUGGAGGAUGGGCUGAAUAUUGUGUGGCACCCAUUGUACAAGUUCACAAAGUCAGUGACACCAUAACUUUAGAGCAAGCUGCUCUAACUGAACCUUUAUCUUGCUUGGCACAUGGUUUUGACAUCAUCAGUCCCGUAACCGUCGGACAGAAGAUCCUCAUUACUGGUGCUGGGAUCAUCGGUAGCCUUUGGGUCUGUAAUCUUCAUCUUCAAGGCCACAGAAACGUUACUGUGUCGGAGCCCAAUUCAAACCGAUUGCAAAUGUUGAAAAAUUUGAAUACUGGAUUUAAACUUAUUACUCCAGACCAGUUGAAAAAAAAUCAACAAUCUGACCCAAAUUACAAGUUUGAUCUUAUAAUCGAUUGCAGUGGAUAUCCGCCAGCUAUUGAACACGCCGUAACUAUACUGAACAAAGGAGGUAAACUUUGCAUUUUUGGAGUCGCUCCCCCUCAUGCGGAAAUCAAGAUAAAACCGUUUGAUGUAUACAUGAACGAACUAAAAAUUUUUGGAGUACUUAUAAACCCUUUUAGUUUUCCAAAAUCUUUGGGUUUGAUCGAGGCAAUGGGUGAUAGGUAUUUGAACUAUGAGAAUCUGGGAAUCAAAACUUUUCCAUUGAAACAAUACAAAGAGGCGAUUGAACUGUUGAAGAAGGGAACAAUAGCGAAAGCCAUUUUUAAGUUUUAAAUAUAAUAAUAAUGUAUAUAAACAGAGAUAGUUUCAAUAAAAUGAUUGUGUCGAAUUCGUUUG
Psylliodes chrysocephalus is the source of this 1332-nucleotide messenger RNA. NCBI's taxonomy places the organism in Eukaryota, Metazoa, Arthropoda, Insecta, Coleoptera, Chrysomelidae. The record is from the annotation of a GenBank genome assembly.